Molecule: messenger RNA, 2351 nt
Organism: Coregonus sp. 'balchen'
Lineage: Eukaryota; Metazoa; Chordata; Actinopteri; Salmoniformes; Salmonidae
Source: the annotation of a GenBank genome assembly
GACCACCCAAACUAUGACCAGUCUGUGUGUCACGCCUUUGUUCAGGACGUCUGUGAUGAGGUGGGCUACUUUCCGUUCCCUCCACUGAGCCUGGAUGUUAUUCUGCUGGUCUUCGUGCUCUCCUCCAUUCACCCCAAGCGGUAGGUGAUGGUUAGGAGACAAAGGCAGGAGCGCCAACUCUCAUUUAUCACCUCCCCAUGCUUUGUCUGAAUGUCAUUACUAAUCCAACCCUCUCCACCCUCCAAAAACAGGCCCUCUCUCACACUCUGAGGUUAUGCUAUUUUGUACUACCGUAUGUGUUUUGAAUCAAGAUCAUUCUGGGUUUAUUUAUACAGAUUAUAUGCAUUUGCUAAUUGCAAAUGUUUUGUGUGGUGCUUGUAUGAUAAGGCAGUUGCAAGUGAAUACACAAAAUACCCAUUGAAAUAGCAUGCUGCUUCAGAUCAGUUUAGAAUGUAAGGUCUGGUGUACUGUUCAUGUAGCUAACCCCAUCCCUUUAAAAGUAGCAAAGAAUAUGGGAGCCUGGCGGGUAGGCGUGUUGGGCUAGUAACUGAAAGGUUACUGGAUUUAAUCCCAGAGCCGACAAGGUAAAAAUCUGUUGUUCUGCCCAUGAGCAAGGCAGUUAAUCCCCAACAACAAAUGCUCCCCUGGCGCUGAUGACGUGGCUGUCAAUUUAAGGCAGCCCCCCGCACCUCUCUGAUUCAGAGGGGUUGGGUUGAAUGCGGAAGACACAUAUCAGUUGAAUGCAUUCAGUUGUACAACUGACUAGGUAUCCCCCUUUCCCCUCAUAUAUAGUACUGUAUGUGCCUAUUUGCAGCCUAUUUAUGAUUCACUUCAAAAUGGCAUUAAGUCUAACUGCAGAUCCAUUUGCACUGGGUAUUUGGAUGCUUGCUUUUUGUAACAAACAGUGACAUUUCACUUCAUACUGAGGCCCCUGAAGAUUGCAGCUGAUUAGAAUUAUGGAUAUAGCUGGCUCGCAGCCAGCUCUCACAGCAAGCCGUAAUAGAUUUUCCUGUAUUCCAUCACUUUUCAUUUUAUAUUUGAUGUGGAGGUAAGUUGGUUCUGUCCUGGGGUUUCAUCUCAGUACCUCCUGCCAUUUUCUUGCUGUGUAAAAUCUUUAAUGGUUCAGGUUGUUAUUGAGCUCUAAGUGAGUAUUGAGUGUAGUGCCAGGAGUAUCAUGGAGCAUAUUGUCUCUACUAUGGGCCAUUGAUUGCUGAUUCGCUUCGGUCAUUAGAAGCAGCUUGUUACUGUAUUUAUCAGUCACAACAUAAGACAAAGUCAAAAGGCUUCUACUGCAGGCAUUUUCUGUGGGUGUAUAACUGUGUGGUUUUGAAAUAUGCUGUGUCUCUAGCUAACUAACUUUCUGUCUGAAAUCACAGCUGAGAUGCUACAGUACAUUUGGCAACUGAACAGCUAACAUAUUGGGGAGGAGAGUACAGUCAAAUUCUUACCCCUUUUCUCCCUUGUAAAAACCUUACAGCUUGUACAGUACUGUAUAUGUUAAUUUCCUGGGAAGCCUUGCUCUGGAAUGAUAAAAUGAACAUCUCUGAAAAUGUCUAUCCUUAUGAAGUUUUGCAUCAACUGCUCAAUUUUGUGUAUCAUACCUUUGCAAAUGAAAACAAACUCAGAAUCUCUUAUUAUUUUGAGAAGGAAACUGAUUAAUUGAUUGGUUGGUCGUUUGAUUGAUUUCUUUGACAGAGUCCAAGGAGUUGUUACCCGGUUGUCUCAAUUCCUGAAACCCGGAGGGAUAUUCCUCUUCCGGGAUUAUGGCAGAUAUGAUUUAUCACAACUACGGUUUAAAAAAGGUGGCUUUCUAAUCUUAACUUUAUUUAAAGUGCAUUUUCACAAAGUAUACACUUGACAGAGGAAAUAAAUAUAAUAAAAAUGGGGGAAACAGCAGAUCAUAAUCAUUUGAAAUAGGUAGGCAGUUCAUACUUAGUAGUGAAUACAUUUUACUGUCUAAAGUGGCUAUUUGUUAAUAAUGACAGUGAGAUCUUUUCUCUGCUCAACAGGUCGGUGCUUGUCAGAGAAUUUCUACUCAAGGGGAGAUGGAACUUGUGUUUAUUUCUUCACAAAAGGUAAAUUGAUUCAAAAGUCUCUGUAAAUAUUGUAUCUCUGAAUAUUGUGUGUAGACAUAAUUUCAAGUCUAAUCUCAAAUAAUUUAGUGGUGGUAAUAUUAUGUUACUCUUACCACAGAUGAAGUUCACCAUUUAUUUUCCAAUGCUGGUUUGGAAGAAAUUCAGAAUCUGGAGGAUAGGCGACUACAGGUGAACAGAGGGAAGAAAGUUGUAAUGCACAGAGUGUGGAUGCAAAGCAAGUUCAAAAAACCUCAACCACUAGCACCACCAUCGUAG